Messenger RNA from Cydia pomonella (codling moth), 3218 nucleotides. RefSeq names its product derlin-1-like. The coding region runs from base 309 to 1037 and encodes 242 amino acids. Lineage: Eukaryota; Metazoa; Arthropoda; Insecta; Lepidoptera; Tortricidae. Gene Ontology annotation, molecular function: misfolded protein binding; ubiquitin-specific protease binding. Gene Ontology annotation, biological process: endoplasmic reticulum unfolded protein response. The record is from RefSeq and is a predicted model, not a curated record. The transcript is spliced from 5 exons. Gene Ontology annotation, cellular component: Hrd1p ubiquitin ligase ERAD-L complex; endoplasmic reticulum membrane.
GCCACAUCACUACACUUUUUGGCAUCUAGAAACUUCAAAACUGACAGAUAACCUCUUCAUCUUCAGUCAGUAUCUGUGGUAUCGUUUUUCAGUGCAGUGACUAAACAAUAAUAAAAUAAGAAAGAAUGCCAAUUAAUUGAGCACAAAAUUGGUCAAAUGGUGACACGUAUGCGAUGACAUCAUUUUAACUCAUUACCAAUAGUAUUUUUACAAUUAAAGGGUGUAAAGUUGUACAUAAAAAGUUAGUACGAACUGCGUAUCUCACUUUUGCUUAUUUCACCCAGAAAACUACAUAAGAACUUGUAAAUAUGACUGAAUUUAGUGAGUUCUACUACGGAAUACCAUUCUUUACACGAUAUUGGUUGACAGCUACUGUAGUUAUCAGUAUUUUAGCCAAAUUCGGUUUCUUCAAUCCAUUUAACUUGAUUUUAUUAUGGUCGCCGUUCUAUUCCGAGUUCCAAAUAUGGCGCCCUCUAACAGCUCUCUUCUACUUUCCCCCGAGCUUCCCGUUCUUGGUGAACUGCUACUUCCUGUACAGCUACUCAGAGCGCCUGGAGACGGGCAUGUUCGCCGGCAAGCCCGCUGACUACUUCACCAUGUUGGUGUUCAACUGGCUGGUGUGUGUGGUUAUUGGAUUCUUGAUUAAUAUGCCGCUGUUAAUGAUUCCGAUGGUGAUCUCAGUGCUGUACGUGUGGUGCCAGCUGAAUAAGGACGUGAUGGUGAUGUUCUGGUUCGGGACGCGGUUCCGCGCCAUGUAUCUGCCGUGGGUGCUGUUCAUGUUCAACCUUAUCGUCAGUGGAGGUGGUGUCGCCGAGUUUAUCGGUAUCCUGGUGGGCCACCUGGCCUUCUUCCUGCUGUUCAAGUAUCCUCAGGAGUUCGGCGGACCCACGCUGCUGUCUCCACCAGCUAUAGUGCGGAAAUGGUUCCCCAACUCGCGGACGCCGGUGACCGGCUUCGGGCGGCCCGCGCAGGCGCGCAGCCCCGCCGCCGCGCCGGGCCGCGACUGGGGCGCGGGCUACACGCUCGGGGGCAACUGAGCGCUGUGAUUGGUCCUUCACUUUUGGUGGUCUAACGCUAUUGGUCGAAUUAAAGCGACUAGAUGUGGGCCAGGAAUACUAUGGGUGAAUUGGAAAAAUAUAAGGGCGCGUUGCACGGACGUAAUGUAUAUUAUGCGGUAACGUUUAAGAACCCCAUUUAUUUAUACUUAGGAUAUAAUUCAGCUGUUAUUUUGCACUACUUCUAUGCCUUCUAGUGUUCCUUUUUGUUUAGUUGUGUAAACUAUUUUUACAGUACAUAUGGUGCUAUUUUACCGCACUAGUGCGCAAAUUAGUAUAUUACGUUACUGUGUCAAACAUUUAAAGGUCAAUUAUGUACUGUAAAAUGUUGUACGAUACUUGUGCGAGUAGGCAAUUCGCAACUCGUGUCAAUUUAAAACAGUCCCUUGGGUCGUCUUUUAAUUUAUCCUUAGUCGUUGCAAAUUUCCCAUUUUUCGCACUUGUAUCGUUAAUAAUUUUAAUGCAACGACAAAUGAAGGGUACACGGAAAGUACGUGGCUAGUCACUUUAGUAACAUUUUUUGUAAUCGCGUUUUUAAAAUUUGGAACGAUGCAAAUGUACGUUAAUUCCGUGACUUCCUUUUUUUUAAGUAAUAAAAAGUUGUUAAUAAUACAGUGGUUACAGAAGAUAUGAGUAAUUCAUCAAGACCUCUGAAUUUUGAGAUUAAAAUCUCAUUUUCAGAAAUAAGUGACCAGACAUGUUCUUUCUGCUGUGGAGAGUUAACUGGUUAUUAAGUCUUAAAUGAGUUCUCAGUUUUGUGGAAUUAAUCUGUUUUGUUUUUAAUCAGAAAUGUUCACUGACCUUGCUUUGUAUCUAUUAUUUUAGAUAAUUUAAGAGACUGAUAAAAUCCAGUACUUAUACCAAUCUGUUGUAUCAAGAUUUGUAAACACAAACAUGGUGAAUACAGACAAGAUUUCAAAUUGUUAUAAUGAAAUGUUUGUAUUCAAUAGGCGCGUCCACACAGAGCAGGCAUACGCGCGAGGCAAUGUUCUCGCGCACAAAGGCUAAGCGAGGCUGCGCGCGCCGCCUCGACCGAGGCACGUCUACAUUGACCGGUUUGUGCGCGAGAACAUUGCCUCGCACAUACGUGCUCGCUCUGUGUGGACCCCGCCUAUUCUAGUCCAGUGAGAUAACUUUGUCUAAAGUUAGAAUUAUAUGCAUUUUUGAGAACUUCGCAAGUCAAUAAUAAGGGCGCAAUUUAUAUACAAUCCCUAUAAACAUUUCAAUAGCGCGAUGUAAAAAUCGCCGCGCCCGGUACAGCGCCAUCUCGCGUGAUAUUUGGUAAAUAUGAUUUAUAAGAAAGUACUCUAUGGAAGUACGGACGCGAACAAUGCUGUAUUAUUCAUUAAUGGUACAUUCCUUUCUGAACAUAAUCAUCGCAUGGUCUUGUUUUAAACGAUCCUGAUUCUAAUUUAAAUAAGACUUUGUACAUAUACAAUAUUAUGUAAUCAUCAAGUACAAGUGUAUAUAAAUAAAAAAAUAAAAUAAAUAUAAUUUAAUUCAGACUUUAAAAAACCAUAUCUUGUUCGUAUUAUUUAAACCAGAGAAUUUGCAAUAGAGGUGGAUUGUCAAAAAAACUUUGUCGCCAUAGUAAAUUUACUGCUAUCUUUCGACACAUGAUUAAAACUUUUAGAACGCCAUUUGAUUUUGAUCCUUAUUCUUUCACUGAUAUGUGUUAAAUAUCAAAAAGUGGCGCCAUCUAAUAGAUCAAAGACCAAAGCAUCGUUUCGAGCGAUGGCGUUACAACCUUUAGCCGCUGCCCGGUAAGAUGGCGCCACUUUGAUAUUUAAUAAAUUUGACACAUAUCAGAGAAAGAAUAAGGAUCAAUGUCAAUUGGCGUUCCAAAAGUUUUAAUCAUGUGUCUAAAGAUGGCAGUAAAUUUACUGUGGCUACAAAAUUUUCUUUUUUUUACUUUUCGAUUCGAAAUUAAAAAAUAACCGUAAAUGCCAAGUACAUCAUAUGUUAGGCGGAUUUGAAGAAAAUUUCAAGGAGUACUGAUAUGUGUUAAUCAUGUGCCCCUCCCCUUGAUCGACAUCAACUUCUCCACAUUCUACUAAUAUGCUACUAUUGGGACAGUUUUGCUCCUAAGUGUAUAUAUGUAACAUUUAUUUAUACAGAGUGACUUAAUUUUAAUAAAGAAUUUAAUCACAAUGUAAGAUUUGA